Molecule: messenger RNA, 3570 nt
Organism: Lymnaea stagnalis (great pond snail)
Lineage: Eukaryota; Metazoa; Mollusca; Gastropoda; Lymnaeidae
Source: the annotation of a GenBank genome assembly
AGUAACUCCGUCUCCUACAGACCCACGUUGUUGUGUGAGUUACGAUUUAAUGUUUACUUCAUACCGUUUAAUUCUUUUUUUAUAAGCAUCACAAUUUUAAUAGAGGUCUUGUUUAAUCUAGGGUAAAAAAACAUUCAUUUUAAUAUAUUAAAAAAUAUUUAUGAAUAAGUUCAUUUCAAAGUAAAAAUAUAUAUGUAUGUAUAUAUAAAUAUAUAAAUCAGAUCCACCAAGUGUGAGAAGUCUAACAGUGAAUGGUCUUCACAGAGAAAUAUUAUACGUGAGUAAAAAUACCAAACUGCUGCUGACCUGUGCAGGGGAUGGGUUUCCACAACCUAAUCAGAAACUUUACAAUGGACCCUUAUUACUUCGAGAGAAACCAGCGACACAAGGAGUGCUUUAUUUAUCUCACACGAUGACAUGUCAAAGUUUUAACCUGUUUACUUGUUCGGCUUCUCAAAACGGAAACAAUUCUACUAAAAAUAUGACGGUAUAUGCUAUGUGUAAGUACAAAAAUAUCUGCAUGAAAUAAUUUUUUUUAUUAUUUAAUUUAUAUCGAUGUAAAGUGUGUUUUUUAGGGUGAAAAAGAUAACAAAGUUUGUUUUAAAAUUAUUCUUCCACUUUCUAAAUGUAUGAAAUAAAUUAAUGUACAGUGGGUCCCGCAUAAUGAAUUUAAUCCGUAAACGGUGCGUUCAUUAUAUGGUUGUAUAUUUCUCAUAGGUUCCCAUGAUAAAAAUAAUAAUUAAAACUAUAAUAAUAAUUUUUGCGACGCAAAAUAAAAAAAAAAAGAAAGGAGGAAUGAAUCUGUUUUUUUUUAAAAAUGUAACUUAAAAAUAAUUUCCAAGCUGGCAAUUCGGGUAUCGACAAGGAGGAUUUGGAAGAGGUUACUGUAAAUUUUGCAAACUUUUAAAAUUUACACAUUGUACAUACAUUCACUGUGUUCUCGUAAUAUUGUAUUUUUUUAAUAAGAGGAAUACAUUGUUAAAAAAAUAGUGUAACAAAACAUACACAUACAUGCCAGCAAACAAAAAAACACAAUUUAAACACACACAAAAACAACACAAACUCAACAUUAAAAACACACAGGAAUACCACUUACUCCUGUUCAUCUCCAGAAUUGCUUAUGGUGAGCAGAGAAAUCUAUUUGAACGCUCGGGUGUUUAGAUUUACAUUUUUUUAUAUAUAUUUCUCCCCAUCGACGAGAGCUAUAGUGUUUCGUUAUACGAAUCGCCGUUCUCUAUGCGAAUAAUUUCUGGGUGAACGUCCGCUAUAGUUGUGCGGAUUUUCGUUAUUAUUGGCGCUAAUUAUUUAUUUAUUUAGGCAUUUUUAUAUAGCGCUUACCUUAAAGCUCUAAGCGCUUUACAAUUAUUAAAAACAUGUAAACUAAGUAAAAUAAAAAAUGAAAAACCAGAGAAAUGCGUGGACUCACCAAAACUAAAACUAAAUAAUUAACAUUUUAAUCACCACUAAGAAGUAAAAAAAAGUAAACAAUAAUUUAGUUAGAAAUUUAUUUAUUCAACUUCAAGCACAUUUAAGUAUGCUAAAUUAAUUAAUACAUUACAUUGUAUAUUUUAUUUUUCAAUUUUCAACCCUUAUGAAACUUUUUUUGUUAACAAAAUGGUUAUCAUUACAAUUGAAGUUUUUAAUAAUGAUUUUUUUUUCAAUCUAAGUUUUAACAUAAUGCAAUACAUUUCAAUCAGGUCCUCCCCAGUUAACCAAAGAAAGCAAGGCCACGCUUGUUGUUGACGCAGAACUAUACAAACAAAUUUCAAUAGCUCUUGAAAUAUAUGGCUAUCCUGAGCCAAAGAAAUACACAAUUGUUAAAAAUGGUGCCCUCGUUACACAUUUUUAUUUUGUAGUUCAUGGAAGCACCAGUAGUUAUCUAUACAAUAUCGCAUAUACAUUAACUAUCUCACCGUAUGGACUUGUGAACUUGAGCUUUGUGAUUCUAGACCACUCUGAUUUUACGACUUACAUCUUAAUCGUUGACAAUAAUGGAAGCCAGGCUCUUAAUUACACCUUUCUAGUGCAAGAAGGUAACACAUUCAUAUAAUAAUUAAAUUAUCAUUACAAAAUGUUAUUGUAAUUAUCAUUGAAUAAAUAAGAGGUUUGUGUAUUUGAUUACGACACAAAAUGUAAAUAAAAUAUUAAAGAAACUAUUCAUACACUUAAACACUUUGAACUAAAUACUCAUUUAAGUUUGUUUGUUUUAAGACACAUGGCUCACUCAAAAAAAAUGUUUGAGUGUGAGGGAGGUGUGUGUCGUAUCAUCAACUUAACUGUAUUGCAUAACGCCAUAAUUAAAAAUAAAUUCAAUGACUAUUCAAUGCAAAGCUAAAAUAAACGAACAUUGACGACACCUCAAAAAGUAAAACUUAUCAUAAGUUUUAUUUUGUUCAUGUUUUUAAAAUUAAAAAAAAAAACAAUGUUGAUAUAUAACCAGAAGAUAUUAAUUUUCAUCAAUGCAUUUUUUUUUUUAUUUUCUAAAUACAGCAGUAACAGUCAGUAGCUUUCAUAUUUGGAAAUUGAUACUUCUUUUAGCGAUCAUUUGUGCAAGCGCGUUCCUUGGCGUGGCUAUAGUAUGUAGAGUAAAGCAAUAUAAACGUAAAAACCCUGGUGAGUUAAGGAUUGAUUUUUAAAUAUGAUGUCUUUUGUUAUCUCUCAAAAAUUUCUAGUGACCCCGCAAAGCAUGCCAUGCAUGUGGGAAUGUAGCUCUAAACAGGCUCCUAGGGUGUUAUCACAAGACUAAUCGAUAGGGGCAAUCAUGGGUAUCAGAGAAAAAUUAUGAUUUUGGAGAAUUGUAUGAUUGACAUGUAUACACUGGGCAUCUUACAUAAGUUAUUUAUUAAAGUUCAGAGCAAUUAAAACAUAAAUUAAUAUUUCAAAUUACAUUUUUUAUUUAGCUUUAUUAUUUUUUAAGUCAUAUAUGUAUAUAUAUAUCUAUCUCUGUCUAUUUUUCAAAGUAUAUUUGGAUAAAUAAAUUUGUUUUAUAAAUAAAAUUAGAUUAUAAGGACAUUGUGUGGGGUUCAAACUAUAGUUUUAUCUCGAGUUUAAGGCAUCUAUUACUUUGAUUUUCACUUUUCAGUACUUUACGAUAAACCAAUGUCCCGGAAAAUACACGAUUUAGAAGAAAGAUCAACACAAGAUGAUACACACACUGGGUACUUGAAAGUCAUUGACAGAACAAGCGAUGAAGGCCAGGAGUAUCCAGAUAACGCAAACAUUCAACAAGAGACUCGUCAUUAUGAAUUAAUAGACAACGUGAUAUGAAAAAAAGCUUAAAAUUUAGAGUUAAAUAUCUUAAGGGAAGAUCUAUCAUAUCUGAUACUUCAUCAGAUAUCAGAUUGUAAAUUAAAAUUAAAUAUCAAUAGAUCAAAGUUCAACAGGUGUAGUGUAUGUUAAAGUUUAAAUUCCAACUAAAACAGAUCUGAAUGGACAGGCAUGGGCACGGCUUGUGCUCAUGGGUUUAACAAAACUCGUUCAUAUCACUAAAAGUUAUUCAAAGUUUUACGUUUAUAAAUAAAUGUACAACGUAUACAUGCAUUUUUCGUAAAAAAAUUAGUUUAUAAUGAC